Molecule: messenger RNA, 567 nt
Organism: Coccomyxa subellipsoidea C-169
Lineage: Eukaryota; Viridiplantae; Chlorophyta; Trebouxiophyceae; Coccomyxaceae
Exons: 4
Coding region: 1-567 (188 amino acids)
Molecular function (GO): protein heterodimerization activity
Source: RefSeq, a predicted model, not a curated record
AUGCAGCAGCCGGUGGUUCAGAAUUACAGUCAGUGGCCACCUGUGAUGAGUCAGCCAGGCAUACAACCCCAGAACUUUGCCCAGCCCCAAUAUCAGUCGCACAUGGUUGCUGGGCAGCCUUUGUACAGAGCAGUGGGGCCACAGCCAGCGGUGCAGCCAUCUCUGCCCCAGGCACUACCAGUUCAGCAGCAGAGACCCUUGACAGAUGAGGACAGGCGGAUCAUUCCAAAGAGGAGCAUUGAGAGGCUGGCAACGGCGGCUGGGGGCAGCGCAAGCAGCGCAGGCAGUGAGGCUGAGGCUGCCUUACUGGAGCUGGCUGAAGACUGGAUAACAAAGGCAAUUGUGUUUGGAUGUGCUUCUGCGCGCAAGCGAGGUGCAGAGCAGCUUGCACCAUCAGACGUGGCUCCAUAUUUUGAGAGGACCUGGGCAGCAGCUGUACGACGAACAAUUGCUGAGGCGUCAGCUCCCAAGGAAGCCCCUGCAACUUCCGCACAGGUACCUUCUGCGCAGGUGCAGCUCCCACCUGCGUUUGUCACCUACCACUGUGCUUCCAACUACAAACCUUGA